Molecule: messenger RNA, 7398 nt
Organism: Astyanax mexicanus (Mexican tetra)
Lineage: Eukaryota; Metazoa; Chordata; Actinopteri; Characiformes; Acestrorhamphidae
Gene: nlgn4xa
Product: neuroligin 4 X-linked a
Exons: 7
Coding region: 844-3402 (852 amino acids)
Biological process (GO): presynaptic membrane assembly; neuron cell-cell adhesion; postsynaptic membrane assembly
Cellular component (GO): synapse; cell surface; postsynaptic specialization membrane
Molecular function (GO): neurexin family protein binding; signaling receptor activity
Source: RefSeq, a predicted model, not a curated record
CUCUCUAUCUCUGUGUAUCCUUUCCCUCUCUUUCAUCUCGUCUUUCCUGGGUCUCUCUCUCUCUCUCUCUCUCUCUCUCUCUCUCUCUCUCUCUCCUUCCUCGAUGUGGUGAAUCUCCUCCACUCUUUCUGCGAUGGUGUCGCGCGCAUCACAGCAUCACUAGCCCCCGGGAGCGACCCCAAAAUUCUCUCUCUCUCUUUUUUUCUAUCUCUCUCUCCCUCUCUCUCUCUUCUCCCUCCCUCUCUCCCUCUCUCUCUCUCUCUCUGGACGGACUGCAACACCGCUGCUGCUGCUCGGACGGAUUCUCCUUUUUUAUUACCACUAUUAUCAUUAUUAUUAUUUUUAUUUCCACUGGACGGAGGGAAGAAAGGAGGAGGAGCGGAAGAGGAAAAGGAAAAGAAGGAGGCACGGUGGUGGAGUUUUUAUUUUUUCCAUUUUCUAAUUAUUUUUAAUAUCCCCCCCCCCCUUUUGGAGCUCCGGCGUGCGUUUUAUUCCUCCGCAUCAUCCCCCCCGCAUGAAGCGCGGCGGUGGCGGCGAAACGAGCGGCAAACCACUGAAGAUGGACUGAAGAGGUCCGGACUGUAAACGGUUGCAGAAGAGGACGUACAAGAGGACUAAGAAGCUUUUAUUUUGCGAUAGGAUCGUUUUUUUAGACGCAGUUCAAGACCUUCCUAGUCUUCCUAGGAUGGGGGGAGGAUUCAAUAUCGGUGAUCUGAUUGGAGGGUGUGUUUCCCAUCAGCUCUGCAUCAUAGUCUAAGGAAGUCUAAGGAUUUGCCGUGGAUGAUCAGGCGGUGGUGAGUAUAGGACCGUAGACACCUUCAACUCGCCAACCUCUGCUGGACCAUGUUUUCACAAGAAGGACGCACAUGGAUACCUUCAACCAUGGUCCAGCCAUUAACAUCGCUACCCCGAAUCUCUAGGAUCGUAGUUCUCGUGGCUUGUCUAGCCACUUCCUGUCUAGCCGCAGCUCAGGCACAACAGCAUCCCAUCGUCACUACAAACUAUGGAAAACUGAGAGGCUUGAAAACGGCGCUGCCCAAUGAGAUUCUGGGACCUGUGGAACAAUACUUGGGGAUUCCCUACGCUCUUCCGCCUACAGGCGAGCGGAGGUUUCAACCACCGGAGCCACCGAUGUCUUGGCCUGGGAUCCGAAACGCUACUCAAUUUGCGGCAGUCUGCCCCCAGUUUCUGGAGGACCGCUUUUUGCUCAACGAUAUGUUGCCUGUUUGGUUCACCGCCAACUUGGAUACAGUGGUAACCUAUGUGCAGGACCAAAGCGAAGACUGCCUGUACCUCAACAUCUACGUCCCUACAGAGGAUGGAGCCCACACAAACAGUCAAGGCGAUGAUUUCACCAAUAAUGAGGGUGGCGAAGACGAAGAUAUCCACGACGAGAACGGUCUGAGACCAGUCAUGGUGUACAUUCACGGUGGAUCCUACAUGGAAGGCACGGGGAACAUGAUCGACGGCAGUAUCCUGGCCAGCUACGGCAACGUCAUUGUGGUCACGCUCAACUACAGACUAGGAGUGCUGGGGUUCCUGAGCACAGGUGACCAGGCUGCCAAAGGGAAUUAUGGUCUGCUGGACCAAAUUCAGGCAUUGCGGUGGAUCAAAGAGAACAUCCAGGCCUUCAAAGGAGAUCCGAAGAGGGUGACGAUAUUCGGAUCAGGGGCUGGAGCAUCUUGCGUUAGUUUACUGACCUUGUCUCACUAUUCAGAAGAUCUGUUUCAGAAAGCCAUCAUCCAGAGCGGAACUGCUUUGUCCAGCUGGGCCGUCAACUACCAGCCUGCCAAGUACACGCGCAUGCUGGCCGAAAAGGUGGGCUGCAACAUGCUGGACACUAUAGAUCUGGUGGAGUGCUUGCAGAAAAAGAACCACAAGGAGCUUAUCGAGCAGUACAUCACCCAGGCCAAGUACCACAUUGCGUUCGGGCCGGUCAUUGACGGCGACGUCAUCCCGGACGACCCGCAGAUUCUCAUGGAGCAGGGCGAGUUCCUCAAUUACGACAUCAUGCUGGGAGUCAACCAGGGCGAGGGCUUCAAGUUCGUAGAUGGGAUCGUGGACAGCGAGGACGGCGUCUCCGCGAACGACUUCGAUUUCGCCGUGUCCGAUUUCGUGGACCACCUGUACGGUUACCCCGAGGGCAAGGAUACUCUCAGAGAAACCAUCAAGUUCAUGUACACGGAUUGGGCCGACAAGGAGAACCCGGAGACCAGGCGCAAGACUUUGGUUGCACUGUUCACGGAUCACCAGUGGGUGGCGCCGGCAGUGGCUACGGCGGAUCUUCACGCGCAGUACGGAUCGCCAACGUAUUUCUACGCCUUCUACCACCACUGCCAGAGCGAGAUGAAGCCGAGCUGGGCCGACUCGGCUCACGGAGACGAGGUGCCGUACGUCUUCGGGAUUCCUAUGAUCGGCCCCACGGAUCUGUUCAACUGCAAUUUCUCCAAGAAUGAUGUCAUGCUCAGCGCCGUUGUGAUGACCUACUGGACCAAUUUUGCUAAGACAGGAGAUCCCAACCAGCCGGUGCCACAGGACACCAAGUUCAUCCACACCAAGCCCAACCGCUUUGAAGAAGUAGCCUGGUCCAAGUACAACCCCAAAGAUCAGCUCUACCUUCACAUUGGCCUAAAACCCAGAGUCCGUGACCACUACCGCGCCACCAAGGUGGCCUUCUGGCUGGAGCUCGUACCUCACCUCCACAACAUCAACGACCUAUUCCAGUACGUCUCGACGACCACCAAGAUUCCACCGCAGGACACCACGCCUUUCCCCUACACCAAGAGACUGGGCAAAACGUGGCCGUCGACCACGCGCCAUCCCGGGGUUUCGCAACCCAACCCCAAGCAGACCACAGACCAGCGCAAGGGCAGCGACCUCGGCGAUGAUUCUGCUGUGGUGAUCGAAACCAAGCGGGACUACUCCACAGAGUUGAGCGUGACCAUCGCCGUGGGUGCCUCGUUACUCUUCCUCAACAUCCUGGCCUUUGCGGCGCUCUACUACAAGAAGGACAAGCGGCGGCACGAGUCCAACAGGCGUGGCCCCAGCCCUCAGCGCAAUUCAACGCCGGCGAAUGUGGCGGCAAACGCCAACGACAUAGCACGCCUGCAGAGCGAGGAGCUGAUGUCCCUGCAGAUGAAGCAGCAGCAGCAGCUGGAACAUGAGCACCACCACGAGUGCGAGUCCCUCCAAGCCCACGACACGCUGCGCUUGGCCUGCCCGCCCGACUACACACUGACCCUGCGGCGGUCGCCCGACGACAUCCCGCUUAUGACGCCAAGCACCAUCACCAUGAUCCCCAAUUCCCUGGCUGGGAUGCAGCCCUUGCACAACUUCAACACUUUCGGCGGGAAUCAGAACAGCACCAACUUGCCUCACGGCCACUCCACCACCAGGGUAUAGCUCUGCGCCCUGGGCUUCGUGGGCUGGACCUUUCUGGACUCUCCAGGGGAGCUUGAGGAUGGUUUAUUCCAGCAUGGGAUUUAGGACUUGGAAGUCUUUCAAGGAUGAGGGACAAAUAUAUACGGUUUCUUUGUUCCACUUGGAGACUCAGUGGAUAAAAUAUUAUUUUGCUACAACCCCUUCUUCUUGAAGAACAUAUAAGUCUGACUUCUAAGUCGGACAUGACCUACUUGUGGGCAAAAAAAGUGAAUGUUUCUAAACUAACAGCGUACUCCGAGCCAAGCAGAGCAAGAGAAAGAGAAAGAGAAAAAGAAAGAGAAAGAGAAAGAGAGAGGAUUGUGGGAUGUUUUACCAAAAGAUUUCUUGAACUUCUUCUUUUCUGAGAACAUCGUUGGGACAUCGUAGUCCCUUUAGUUUCGCUUGCGAAAGUGACGUGACGCACAUGCAAAGGAUGGUGGGCAUCAAGGAUCUGCUUUUUGCCAAUGCUUCGUACGCGCCACACUGCUCCUCCUAUAUUAAAUUGAAGAGUUACAGGCGGCAUUGGCACGGUGCCAGGACGCCGUAUUUCGAACAAAGGGAUUAGUCUACUUCUUUUUUUUUUUUCCGACAGUGUUGUCACAUCUUCAAAAAGGGGACUGAAUUCUAAAUCUCCCAGCCUGAAAUGUAUUUAUGACAAAAUUUGUAAAGACGACAAUUCUGUAAAUAGCUGUGCGUUACAAAUCUAAUACGAAAAAAAAAAGAAGAAAAACACAAAAAAGCUUUUAUCGUUGUUUUGGUUCAAAAUAUGACUAUUAUUAUAAUGAGCUUGUGCUUUCUGUUCAAGUGACUGUAAAUAUACCAGUCAUAAUCAUAACCAGUCAUUGUUUUACUUUCCAAAAAAAUGUAAUAUCUGCAUAUACAUUUAUUUCAAUGACCACCAGCAUCCAUAACCAUAACCAUAAGCAUAACCUCUGGGUGGUCCUUCAUCCUUAUGUCUAGCAAAUGCCUUUUUCCCUUAAACAAGACCUCAUAUAGCGACUACACGAGGCCACUGAGGAUUGGCGUCUACAGUGGCCCUUUUUAAUGCUAAUUUGAGCCAGAUUUGUAGUUUCUCUUCAGCUUGUGUGGCCUAUUUCUGGAGAACACUCACUAAGAACAGGGACUGAACUAGAUUUUAACAAGCUGAAAUAUUGUGGUAUGGAGGGAAGUAUCAUUAAGGGAAGUGAAUUAUUUGUCUGAUAUAUCUGAUUUGUCAGUUUUUGACAGUGAGGGCACUAUUUCACUAGAACGUACGGCACGAUUAAUUGUGGUUAACGACUUCCAACGACUGGAACCAUGGGCAUGCAAAGAUGCCUGAUAUGUAUUACGAUUUUCUAUGGUCUUUUGUUCAAGUGAACCAAAAUUUGCUAAUAAAACACUUGUCCAUGGUGUUGCCAUUCCGGCACCUUCUAGAAGUAAGAAUUUAUCGUAGCUCAGAUGUUCCCAGAUGUUGUGGUUGUACUGUAGGUUGGAGGCCGGCACAUGCACAGAUACACCUCGACGAGGGUGGGCCUCUCCCAAUACAUAUACAGCUCUGGAAAAACAUAAGAGACCACUUUAAAAAUAAUGAGUUUCUUUGAUUUUACCAAAUUGAAAACCUCUGGAAUAUAAUCAAGAGGAAGAUGGAUGAUCACAAGCCAUCAAACCAAGCUGAACUGCCUGACUUUCUGCAACAGGAGUGAAGGCGUAAAGUUAUCCAAAAGCAGUGUGUAAGACUGCUGGAGGAGAACAUGCCAAGAUGCAUGAAAACUGUAAUUAAAAACCAGUAUUAUACAGCAUAACCACUGCUAUUGUUCAAUAUCUAUUUUGUUGAGUCACAAUAACUGUCGCUCUGAGAACAGUAUUGGGUUAUUAAAUUCCAAGCUGUUACGUUGAUCACUCUUGAUUGGAUUACACCUAGGAUGCAGUAUUUAUUUUUGCUAGCCUUGAGCCAAUAAUAAUAAUAAUAUAAAUGUCAUCAAUGUGGUCUCAGUGUUCUGAAAAUGAUUUCUAAAGAUCAGUCAACCUUUCCACCCUUUUUACCUCAAAUUACAGAUACACACAACGUCUGCCUAUAAUACCGCUUUACAAAAAUCAAAAAUGCAAAAUUAAAAAAAAAAGUUUUUUCACAAGUAAUCAAAUUUAGGAACGUGAUGCUAUACUGACAAACAGUAUAUAACAAUUUCAUACAGGGUUUAUGUAUGUGCUUUGUAAGUAUCUUUAUUUUAAUUGUAGUGUUUCUGAUAUGUAAUUUUUUUCAGUUUUUAAUUUUUAAGUUAAGAAAUUGCAAUUACAAAGCAAUGACUUUUAAUGAAGGCAGAAGAAGUAAACGUUCAUCUGCUGGGAGGUUUGAGCAGUAACUGCUGAAUAAAGAGGAAACACUUUAGGAAACUGAACUGAAUCGACUGUAAAACGGUGUUAAAUGUAUUGGAAAAGCCAAAAUUGAAUCACUUUCUUGUCCAACAGCUUUUAAGGUACAAUCACUAAAUUUUCCAGGAUUGUCAACCUUUAGGUUUCUAGUGAUUUUUAGAGCAAUAUGUCAUAUAUACAGUUUUUGUAAAGCUGGCUUUUUCGUUUUAGACAUUUACCCAUAGGAUUCAAUUCAAAAAUUUCUGUCAACGUUUAUCAAAAAUUUAAAUGGCUCUACUGGUCUUUUUUUUUUUUGCCAGAAACAAGGCAAUUGAUUUACAAUGGUAUACAAUAGAAACAGUAGUCUUCUCCCCACAGUACUGUCUGUGUAUGGAGGAGCUGCUGGAUAAACCAGCUACUGGGCAAAGGCUUUUUUACUCAUAUUCGCAGCUCAAUUAGCCAGCAGUAUUUGCAUUCCACCAUUUAGCCAAAGGUUUUUGGACACUGCUCUAGUAGCCACAAUUAUUUUCUCACCACCAUUUAAACAAUUGAUUUUGGAUUACAAAAGCAGUUUUGGAGCAUUUUAAACAUUAUUAAUAAUGUUUUUCAAUGCUAUUAUCACAUAUUUUCAAGCAAACUUGAAGUUUGUUACCAAACUUUACCCCUUCUAGUUAUUUACUGUGACUUUAACUGUCACUCAACCCCUGCCCAUAAGUCUGUGCACUGGCCCGGUCCUGGAGAACGUACCCCUGUUCCGUGUGAUACUGUGUUUUUGGAACAGAAGCAUUAUAGCCAGAUAAAUGUGCUUUGGAUCCAGUAUAAUUACAGAAUUAGCACCUCAAAUUGUAAAAACAGCGGAAAAACAGCAUCUGCAUCUUCUAUCCCUGACACGUAUAGAUCACCAUCUGCUUCAUCACUGUCCUGCUUUUUUUAGUCGUUCUUUUCUUGUUUUCUUUUCUUUUUUUUUCUUUUUCAUCUUUUUAUUAUUCCCACGUUUUCUGUCACAUGCACCACUGCCUGAAUGGAAGAUAUGCCCAGCAUUGUACUGUUUAGAGAAAAUGGAAAAAAAAAAUCUACAUGAAAGACGAAGAAAAAAAAAAGGAACAAUACAAAAAUACCCCAGGCAGUGGCUUUUGGUAUCAAUAUUAUUUGGAUAUGUUUGUAAAGCAGUAUAUGUUAGAUAUUUCUACUUGUCAUAUGCUAGCAAUAUGUAAAGUAUUGUGCCAGGCUUGUGAUAUGUUUGGGUUACAAACGCAAGUGAAUGAGUGUAAAUAAAUAAAUAAAUAAAAAAGGAAAUUAUAAUAAUAAUAAUAAUUAUAAAUGCUAUUCUAUAAAAAAAGAAAUCAUUAACCCUGAUAUUUUUUAGUUCUGCAUCCUUUAACAAGAAAGCUUGAAAGCGCAAGCAGUGAUAUAAAAAAAAAACAUGCAAUUGAAAUUUAUAAAGUUACAUUUGUAUAUUGAAUCUUAAGAUAUUCAUCUAGCCCCUUCAACUGUCAAUAAUUCAAAGGGUGAAAAUGUAGGAUUCUAAAUAAUAGUUUGUCUUAUAUUGUUUGCGUUUUUUGCCUUAAGUGAUAGAUGAUAUUUCUGGCUGGACACCUAUAUAAAAUUUUUCUGCAGCGUUUCUAAUAAAAUAUCACAGUAUUUUCUAAA